Messenger RNA from Zophobas morio, 646 nucleotides. Its product is annotated as RNA-binding protein rnp-4-like. Gene Ontology annotation, molecular function: mRNA binding. The coding region runs from base 64 to 564 and encodes 166 amino acids. Gene Ontology annotation, cellular component: exon-exon junction complex; cytoplasm; nucleus. The record is from RefSeq and is a predicted model, not a curated record. Lineage: Eukaryota; Metazoa; Arthropoda; Insecta; Coleoptera; Tenebrionidae. The transcript is spliced from 7 exons. Gene Ontology annotation, biological process: RNA splicing.
AUUUAAUAGUUUCUGUCCUUAUAUAGGGCUUUUGCUUACAUUAAGUUUCGACCUUCUUUCAUAAUGUCCGACUAUGAGGAUGACGUUACUGAAAGAGUUAAAUCACAAGUCACACUCCGAAAGGGUAGAGGAUUUCAAAAUAAACGGGAUCAGGAUUUAGGGUCCUUUGAGUCUAUAGAAAGUAAAAACGAAAAAAAUGUGGGCAUUGAGCAGAGAUCUGUAGAGGGGUGGAUCUUGAUAAUUACUGGUUUACACGAGGAAGUUGCUGAAGAUCAUAUUUACAACAAAUUUGGCGAUUAUGGGGAAAUUAAGAAUUUGCACCUAAACGUAGAUAGGCGAACCGGGUUCGUAAAGGGCUACGCUUUGAUUGAAUAUGAGACCCAUUCGGAAGCGAGGGCGGCCCUUGAACGCUUGAAUAAUCAAGAUCUUUUGGGUUGUAAAAUGAGUGUGGAUUGGGCUUUUGUCAAACCACCUUAUCUUACUGAGGAGAGAGGACGGCGACAUUCUAGCCGCCGCAGCGAUAGAAGCGGUCGAAGGCGUGGAAGAAGUCCCUCCGACUACUAAAUAGUAUGAAUCCAUCGCCUUUUCCAUUAUACUCACAUUGUUGAUGACAUGAGUCUACAGUCCGAUGAAUUUCUUAAAAUCA